CGAGGUGGAGGGGCGGUCCCGGUCCCGGUCCCCGUUCCUCCGCCACCAGCCCGGCCAUGCCGUUCCCCGCCGCGCUGCUGUUCCUGGCACUGCUGCUGCCGCCGCUGCCGCUCUCCCGCGCCGCCGAGAGCGAAACCGAAACCGGCGCUCGGGAGCUGCGACUGGAGACGAUCGUAGCCCCUCCCGAGGGCUGCACGGAGCUGUCGGCGACGGGGGACACGGUGCACAUCCACUACACGGGCACCUUGGAGGAUGGUCGGAUCAUCGACUCCUCACUGAGCAGGGACCCUCUCCAGGUGGAGUUGGGCAAGCACCAAGUCAUUCCUGGCCUGGAGCAGAGUCUGCUGGACAUGUGYGUGGGGGAGAAGCGCAGAGCCAUCAUUCCCCCUCAUUUAGCCUACGGCAAGAGGGGCUCCCCUCCCAAUAUCCCAGGUGAUGCWGUGCUGAGGUUCGAGGUGGAGCUGGUGGGGUUGUCCCGAGCCAGUUAUUGGCAGAAAGUGGUGAACGAGGUGGUGCCACUGCUGUGCCUGGGGCUGGUGCCGGCGCUGCUGGGGCUCAUUGGGUUCCACCUGUACCGUAAGGCCAGCAGCCCCAAGCUCUCCAAGAAAAAGCAGAAGGAGGAGAAGAGGAACAAAGCCAAAAAGAAAUAAAAUCAUCUGUGGCUGCCCUGUGGCUGCUUUUCCUGGAGA
This is a messenger RNA of Malurus melanocephalus (red-backed fairy wren), 689 nucleotides long. RefSeq names its product FKBP prolyl isomerase 11 (gene FKBP11). NCBI's taxonomy places the organism in Eukaryota, Metazoa, Chordata, Aves, Passeriformes, Maluridae. The coding region runs from base 57 to 650 and encodes 197 amino acids. Gene Ontology annotation, molecular function: peptidyl-prolyl cis-trans isomerase activity. The transcript is spliced from 6 exons. Gene Ontology annotation, biological process: protein peptidyl-prolyl isomerization. The record is from RefSeq and is a predicted model, not a curated record.